Messenger RNA from Candidula unifasciata, 183 nucleotides. The record is from the annotation of a GenBank genome assembly. NCBI's taxonomy places the organism in Eukaryota, Metazoa, Mollusca, Gastropoda, Stylommatophora, Geomitridae.
GUAUGAGACCUUCAUCGGCCUUCGUCUCAACCCAGACGCCCAGUGAGCAAGUUCAAAGCUUGCUGAGUGAGACUGAUGACUCCGGGGACAGCUCGCACGAUGUUUUCUGUGAAAUGGAUGUUCUCUGCAAAGUGGGUGAUAACUACCAGUGGAGGGAAACUGCAAGGUUGGUGCCUGAAGAUG